Molecule: messenger RNA, 1744 nt
Organism: Dichomitus squalens LYAD-421 SS1
Lineage: Eukaryota; Fungi; Basidiomycota; Agaricomycetes; Polyporales; Polyporaceae
Exons: 4
Coding region: 143-1744 (533 amino acids)
Source: RefSeq, a predicted model, not a curated record
GUCGCCAGAAUAUAUUUUUAUCCGCAGGAAAUGCAAGCCCCAUCGUGGCUAGUACUACAGUGGGGAGCUUGCGGCCUGAAUCAGUACUAUCGCAUCCCUUCUGAAGUACCAGCUUCGCGCAAACCAUCGACGUGCAUGUGGUAUGAAGUCAAUGCACAUGGAUCGGCAUCAUGCUAAGGCUAGAACUGCCCUCAACUUGGAUGUCCUCCGGACGGUCAUAAGUUUCCUCCCGGUGGCCGAUCUGAAGGGAAUCGCCGUCGUCUCCCAACCUCUGCACGAGGAAGCGUCCCGAGAGAUCCUCAGCAGGGGCGUCCACCUACGGAGCAAUGCUACCAAGCUCAAAUCCUUCUGCGACUUCAUGUUGAAGAGGGAUCCGCCUCUCUUCCCCUACCUCCGCACUUUCACGCUUGAGCACCUUCCACAUCGUUAUGUGGAUCAGACAGCCAUCGAUCCCACAGAGAUACUCGAGGUCCUCUCCCGUGCGGUAUACCUCCGCUAUCUGCGGAUACGAUGGUCUGACUUCCUGUUCACUGCUGAGUCGGACAAGCGCCUCUUUAUCACCCUCCCCAAGCUACCCGAUUUGCGUCGGCUCGAAGUCUGGACCCGGAGCAACACGACAGACACACUGGUCGCAGAGACCGUGCUCAACCUCCGCUCACAACUUCGCACCCUCGACGUCCCCAGCGACCCCGACAACCAACUCUCUCCCGACUUCCCGAACCUGUUGGCAGAGAAGCAACAAUCCCUCUACAGCCUGCGCAUCUGCUAUCCCAGUCUGACCAACACCCAAUGGGCCCCCUUCCCGUCGGUGCGCGUCCUGUACCUCCAGAUCGGGGACAAGCUGCCCAGCCUCCCGCAGCUCGUCCAUAUCUUCCCCGCCCUCCGCGAGCUCUCCGUCUCCGCCGUAGGGUUCGAGGUCGACUUCGCGCACCCGUCCCCAGAGCACGUCCGCGCGCGGAACGAGGCGCUCGCGUUUCAGAGCUCAGGCAAAGGGUGGAAGAGCUUGGACGUCUUGACGGCGGCGACCAUUGGGGACCCAUGGGUGCUGUGCUUGACGUGCCCUGUGGGAUCGGUAAGCCUGGGGCAUUACGACGUGGGGAGCCAUCGGGCGUUCGUGGACGUCGUGUCGGGCACGCGGCCGAGGAAGGUUGCGGUGCACCUCGCGUGCGCGCAGUAUUGCGUGAGACCGGACGGCCUGCAGAACAUCUUCGUCUUCCCCAGCGGGGUGGAGGAUGGUACUGAGGAGGGCGUGCGAGGGGCGACCCAUGCCGUCCUCAUGGUCUCCAUCUCGUCAUUCAACACCGUCCAGGACACGGCUACCAUCAUCGUAAGCGGUCCCACUGUUCCAAGUUCUUUGAUUCUGACCGCCGGGACGUCUGCGCAGGACACGAUUGCGUCUCACGUGAAAGACUCUGCUUUGGAAUACAUACACAUUGGGUUCGCGGAAUUCUUCAUGUCCGGCGAGCUCGACGAACGCAUCCUGAAGCCGGAGGACAUCCAUGAGGAGGUGAAGAAGGUCAUACAAGAGAUCGACCUCGAGCUACUCGUGUCUGGCAUCGUGGCGACGGGGACACGCUUACGGUUUGUUGCAGUAACCGCGGCGACACGGGACCAGAGCAUGUGGGCGAUCGACAGGACAGACAACGGGCAGCUCGUCGGGAGGGUCAAGAACGCGUUUUCUGCGAGGGAGAUCAUAGACCGGGAGGAACGUAGGCACAAGGGUACUGGUUGGUUCUCCCAAUGA